AUGCUCACCACCAUGAAUAACCACCUCACUUUGGUGUAUUUAGAGUUCAUGUCUUAUGUGCUUUCACUGGGGACAGAUUUUAAUACGGUAUUUCAAUCAGAAACACCACUUCUUCAUAUGCUGAAGCCGGAAGUAGAAAAACUGUUGAAAACGUUAUCGACAAACUACAUGAAUAUAAGUUAUGUCAGAUCUUGUCAAAAUAUUUUGGCGGCUGAAUUUACAAACACAGCGCAUUUUGUUGAUUUAGAUAAUAUAUACAUAGGCAUGAAAGCAUCAGAAAGUGUUGAGAAUUUGAAAAAAUAUCUAAAUGUCCCUCGUCAUACGAUCGCAGAUUUUUAUAAAUCCUGCCAAGCCUUUUAUAUUGAACUAACUACGGAUAUUACUAAGCGUUUUGAUUUUUCGGACACAUUAUUUUCAUUUAUAUCUGUAGUGAAUCCAUCAGAAGCACAGCAAUUGAAAGUCAAAUCCCUUAAACCCUUGUUGCAACGAUUUCCGAUACUUGAAAAUGUAGUGACAUCUCAAAAACUAGAUGACGAAUGGAGAGCACACGCGAUGUUAGAUUACUCUGCUCUUGGUUUACAAGAUGAUGACAAUCCAGAAACAUACUGGGCUAAAGUGUUCAGUCUUAAAAACAGUGCAGGUCAUGGAAUGUUUUUAAAUUUGAAAUAUGCAAUAAGCCUAUUGCUCGUUUUACCUUUUUCGAAUGCAUCUGUUGAAAGAAAAUUUAGCGUUCUGAAGAAUUUGAAAACAGAAAAUCGAAAUCGGCUGCAGAAUGAUACUGUUGUGGCGCUUAUGGCCACUAAAGACGGUAUUACGAAAAAAGGAGGCAGCCUAAAAUUUGAGCCGUCUAAUGAUAUGUUAACGAAGCAAAUUUGGCGCAGUGAAGAGCUGUAG
Molecule: messenger RNA, 894 nt
Organism: Diatraea saccharalis (sugarcane borer)
Lineage: Eukaryota; Metazoa; Arthropoda; Insecta; Lepidoptera; Crambidae
Source: the annotation of a GenBank genome assembly